AUGACCUACGAGGUAAUCAUAGGCUAUAUAGCCGUGUCGCUGACAGCGUUGACUACCACCGCUGCCGUUCAAAGCAUCAUCCGACGCACAAAAGCCAACUACGAACCCAUCGAUCUCGCCAAGGAUGUCUAUCAAGAUGAAGACGGCGAAGCGACCGAAGAAUCCCUCCGCGCCUUCUCAGACAAGUGGCAAAGAGUCGCAAUCGCAUUCUUCACAACCACCGGACUCCUGGCAGCCCUCGCAUUGGCCAUCCUGAAAACGCUAAGAGAUCCUCUAACGCCAUUGGUCUGGCUGCAAUUCGGCGUGUGGGUUUUCCUCGCUAUUCAAGCCGUUGCAUUCUUCACAGAACCCCGACCGACAAUCAGAUAUGUGCUGGGCCACUUUGCGUUCUGGGCGAGUCUGCUCGCCUGCGCAGUCCCGGCAACGGAGCUGAGUCUGUUCAUUAUCAAUGGAUGGACUGGCCAUGGGUUUUGGAUCGGGGUGCAAAUCACCGAGAUCGGUAGUGCCUUGCUGCGCGCUCUGUUUGCCGUUCUGCUACCCCGUCGCCCGGAGGUCUAUUUCGAGGGUAAGCCAGUGGAUCGUGAACUUUCGGUCUCCCUGCUUGGCCGGUUUAGUUUCAGCUGGGCGAAUGGAUUAUUGGCAUUCGUGGCGAAGAACAAGUCGAUGGAAUUGGAUGAUAUUCCCAAACUACCUGCUUCGAAGCGCGCCGGGUUCCUGCGGGAUAACCUCGAGAUUGCGCGGGAGAAUCGCAAAUUAUGGAGAGCGAUUAUCGCGGCGCAUCCGGGGCCGUUGCUCGCUCAGACAAUUUUGAGUCUAGUCAUUUGUUUCCUGAGCUUCGGGCCUCAGGUGGCCCUGUUUCAGAUUCUGAAGACGUUGGAGCUCCGCGAUACUCCCUUCUGGAACCCUGCCGCGGCGUACCUGUGGGUACUGGCGCUCGGAGGGUUGAUGUUUGCGGCUUCCAGCGUGGAGGCCUGGUUGUUCUGGGUCGUUUAUUCGAAACUAGGAGUCCCGAUCUAUGCCGAACUGUCUGCUGUGGUCUUUGCGAAGGCUAUGCGUCGCAAAGAUGUGAAGCACACUAAGAAAUCAAAGGACGAGACUGAUUCUACCAAGGCAUCCGCUGAAGAAGAAGAGGAUGACGAGGACGCUUUGAAGAAGAGCAGACAGAGCAUUAUCAACCACGCUGCUGUGGAUGCUCGUCGUAUCUCGGACUUUGCCGCCUUCAACUAUGUUAUCCCCCAGGCGGCGUUCAGAAUCAUCAUCGGGGCUGGGUUCCUGGUCCAGAUUCUCGGCUGGCAGAGUGCUUUCGCUGGUCUAUCGGUUGCGCUCCUUGUGACACCACUCAACAUCUACGCCGCCAAGAAAUACUCCGGUGCACAGGAUCGAUUGAUGAAAUUCCGCGAUCAAAAACUGGCUAUUGUGACCGAAGUGCUGCAGGGAAUUCGACAAAUCAAGUUCUCGGCUUUGGAAGAACAGUGGCAGAAGCGCGUUGAAGCGACGCGGGAGACAGAGCUCGGUGCCUUGUGGGCCGCGUUCGUGGCUGAUCUUGGCCUGCUUGGAAUCUGGAUUCUCGGCCCCGUCGGUCUGUCUGCUGUUUCCUUAGCUACCUAUGCCAUUCUCAAUGGUGGGCUCUCGCCUUCGGUCGCUUUCACGGCUAUGGCGGUCUUCACAUCCCUUGAGGUGGCGCUUGCUGUUAUCCCCGAGCUCAUGUCGAUGGGUCUGGAGGCGAAGGUGAGUGCGGAUCGUAUCGAUGAGUUCAUGGCUACGCCGGAGAAGAUCGUCAACACCGUUGCCGCGGACUACAUUGCCUUUGACGAUGUGUCGGUUGCUUGGCCUGCGGAUAAGGUGGAGGCGCAAGAUGAAGAAGAUCGUUUCGUCAUUCGGGAUCUGACGUUGAAGUUCCCCCCAAAGAGUCUCAGUGUCGUCUCUGGUCGAACCGGCUCUGGAAAAAGUCUACUUCUUGCGUCUAUCCUCGGCGAAUGCGAUGUCCUUGGUGGUACACUGAAAGUACCCGUCCCGCCUCCCAUCACCGAGCGCUUUGAUCAUCUAGCCACGAAAGCGAAUUGGAUCAUUGACUCAGCCAUCGCCUACGUUGCUCAAAUCCCCUGGAUUGAAAAUGCAACAAUCAAGGCCAACAUUCUCUUCGGACUUCCGGAUGACGAAGAGCGCUAUAAGAAGGUGCUCUUCGCUUGUGCCCUGGAGAAGGAUUUCGAAAUGCUUCCCGACGGCGAUCAGACAGACAUUGGUGCGAACGGCGUUAAUCUGAGUGGCGGUCAACGCUGGCGUGUUUCCUUUGCCCGUGCAUUGUACUCUCGCGCCGGAAUACUGGUCAUGGAUGACAUCUUCAGUGCUCUCGAUGCCCAUACCGGUCGUCAUGUCUUCGAGCAUGCUCUUACAGGGGAGCUCGGCCAGGGCCGAACUCGUGUCUUGGUUACUCAUCACGUUGCACUGUGUCUCCCUCGCACUGAUUAUUCUGUGCUGCUGGAGAAUGGGCGUGUUAAGUAUGCUGGAACGAUUGAUGAUUUGAAACAAUCUCAUCACCUCGAGUAUAUUCUCCGUGAGGAACAAGCCGAAGAUGGUGGCCAUGGUGUGGAGGAAUUUAUCGACGAAGAGGAGUCUGGUCUUCAAAAGGUUCUCUCGAAUACAUCUCACCGAAGGCCGAGUACCGCUACGAAGAGCCAUGCUGCUAAUGGAAAUGCCAAUGGAAACGCGAACGGAAAUGAGAAUAGCCCGUCAAAAUCUGCACCGAAGAAGUUUGUCGAGGACGAGAAGAGAGAGACGGGUUCCGUGCGACUUUCUGUCUAUCUCGCCUUUUUGAACAAGGGUGGCUCGGUAGCAUUUUGGCUACUCACCCUCUUUGUCUUCUUGUCAAUGUCUGGUCUUAUGAUUGGCAGGGCCUGGUGGGUCAACGUCUGGACCGGAUCGACAGCUGAGACCAAGUCUCAUCAUGAGCAAUACAGUACUUUAUUGCAGCACACCAUGCAACCGACCGCAUCAAUCCGACAAGACGACGAACUAGCGAAGUAUCUCGGUAUUUACGUUGCAAUCUCUGUCCUUGCCUGCAUUCUCGGGACUAUCCGAUACUAUUUCGUUCUAUCUGCGGCCGUCCGGGCUUCGAGAAAUCUGUUUAAUGGGUUGAUCUACAGCAUUCUGCGUGCACCACUCCGAUGGCUAGAUACGGUGCCGUUAGGCCGUAUCCUUAACCGAUUCACAGCCGACUUCCACUCAAUUGAUUCCCGAAUUGGCUACGAUAUUGGGUUCUUUGUUUCCAAGCUCCUGGAGGUGGUUGCAGUGAUGGUUGCAGGUGUGCUCGUGAACUGGCUGGUCAUCUUAUUCGCUUUGAUCCUUCUAGUUGUAUGCUUGAAGCUGGCCUUGUCGUAUUUGGCCGGUGCCCGUCAGACAAAACGACUUGAGAGCACAGCAAAGAGCCCUGUGUUUGAACAGUUUGGUUCAAGUCUCGCAGGACUAAUCACCAUUCGCGCUUUCAGCAAACCUGAUACCUAUAUCGAUAUCAUGUACGGGAAGAUCAACCGCCACGCGCAAGCAUGGUGGACACUCUGGCUGUUCAACCGCUGGCUCGCCUUCCGUAUGAGUGUUGUCGGCGCAAUUUUCUCCACGGUCACCGCUGGCCUGGUCGUCUAUGUUCCAGGUAUCACCGCUUCGCUCGCAGGUUUCGCCCUGAGCUUUGCACUGCAAUAUAACACUGCCAUCACCUUCGCUCUUCGCCAAUACGCCAAUAUUGAAUUAAAUAUGAACGCCACAGAGCGUGUCAUCGAAUACUCUAACAUCGAGAUCGAGAACCAAGGAGGCGCAGAUGCCCCCGCCGCCUGGCCCACAGAAGGUCGUCUAGAAGUCCAUGAUCUGGUCGUGGGCUACGCACCGGAGCUUCCACCCGUUUUGAACGGUCUCAGCUUCACAGCCGAGAGCAAUCAGCGCGUCGGCGUGGUCGGACGCACAGGCGCUGGCAAAUCAUCCCUAACCCUCGCUUUAUUCCGAUUCCUCGAAGCGCGCUCCGGUCAGAUCUUCAUCGACGGUCUCGAUGUUUCCAAAAUCAAGCUCCACGACCUCCGCAGUCGUCUUGCAAUCAUCCCACAAGAUCCAGUGCUUUUCUCCGGUACUGUGCGGUCAAACCUUGACCCAUUCGAUGAAUACAGUGACACAGAUCUCUACGACGCACUUGCACGCGUGCAUCUGAUCUCGGAAGCCGACGACGAUGAACUCACACUCACAUCUCGAACCGCUACGCCCCGUCUACCCAGCGAAACAGGCACGUCGACACCCGCAACCACGAAAAAGAGCAACUCGAACGCCUUUACUUCUCUCUCCGCUACCAUCUCCGAAGGUGGUCUCAAUCUCUCUCAGGGCCAGCGACAGCUCCUUUGCCUUGCGCGAGCUAUCGUUGCACGUCCCAAGAUUAUGGUCUUGGAUGAAGCGACUUCGGCUGUGGAUAUGGAGACCGAUGCGCUCAUUCAGCAGUCCAUUCGCGCCGAGUUCGGUCGCAAUGCCACUACUUUGCUGGUUAUUGCGCAUCGCCUCAGUACAAUUGCGGACUUCGAUCGCAUUCUCGUUAUGGAUGCUGGUCAUGCAGCAGAGUUUGGGUCUCCGAGAGAGUUGAUGGAGAUUGAGGGGGGUGUUUUCAAGAACCUGGUUGAAAAUAGUGGGGAGAAGGACGUGUUGGAGAAAAUGAUCUUCGCGUGA
Molecule: messenger RNA, 4695 nt
Organism: Penicillium brevicompactum
Lineage: Eukaryota; Fungi; Ascomycota; Eurotiomycetes; Eurotiales; Aspergillaceae
Product: putative ABC bile acid transporter
Exons: 3
Coding region: 1-4695 (1564 amino acids)
Biological process (GO): transmembrane transport
Cellular component (GO): membrane
Molecular function (GO): ATP hydrolysis activity; ABC-type transporter activity; ATP binding
Source: RefSeq, a predicted model, not a curated record